AUGACUCGUUUCGGAAUUCCAAAGGCUAUCGUCUUUGAUAAUGGGCCUCAGUUUGAGAUGCCUAAGCUGAAAGAAUGGUUAGCAGACCAUGGCAUACGCAGCUGUUUUGCCUCCAUCGGACGUCCCCAAGCCAAUGGCCAGGUUGAGGCGUUCAACAAAAUAAUCUCUGAAGGGAUUAAAAAGAAGCUUGACGAAGCCAAGGGUCUGUGGGCUGAUGAGUUGCCAAAUGUCUUAUGGUCAAUCCGCACCACGGCUAAGAACUCCACCGGCGAAACCCCCUUCUUACUAGCUUUUGGUGCCGAGGCCGUCCUACCCAUAGAGAUGUGUGAACCGACUUUGAGGGUCAUGCUAUAUGACGAAAAUGGUAAUUGGGAAAUGAUGAAGGUGGCCUUGGAUUUCUUGCCUGAGGUUAGAGGAAAGCGGCACUAA
Molecule: messenger RNA, 429 nt
Organism: Spinacia oleracea (spinach)
Lineage: Eukaryota; Viridiplantae; Streptophyta; Magnoliopsida; Caryophyllales; Amaranthaceae
Exons: 1
Coding region: 1-429 (142 amino acids)
Biological process (GO): DNA integration
Molecular function (GO): nucleic acid binding
Source: RefSeq, a predicted model, not a curated record